Molecule: messenger RNA, 369 nt
Organism: Trypanosoma grayi
Lineage: Eukaryota; Euglenozoa; Kinetoplastea; Trypanosomatida; Trypanosomatidae
Exons: 1
Coding region: 1-369 (122 amino acids)
Source: RefSeq, a predicted model, not a curated record
AUGGCGGCGGUUUUCUUCCCACCACGGGUGGGGGAUUCCCCCCUGUCCAUUUUCGCCCCCACCCCACCCCUGUUAAACAAUUUGCGCGGCAUCCUCGCCCUUGAUGUUCCGCGCGGCUGUGGAACACCAGUGGCCACCACCGUCAGAAAACAUGAUUGGGGACUUGCCGUUCUUUAUGGGGGUUGGGAAGGUAUUCUCUAUAACUGCGGCUGCCCUUUUACGCUGCAAGCUUUUUGGCGGUACUUCCUCCCAAUGUUGGGCACGGGGUUUAUGCCCACGCGGCCCGCGCAGCCGGCAAACCUGUCGUUUCUGAUUUUCGAAUUGCGCAUACCCUUGCCAAUCCCAUUGUACCGAGCAGUAUGGCCGUAG